Molecule: messenger RNA, 3039 nt
Organism: Solanum tuberosum (potato)
Lineage: Eukaryota; Viridiplantae; Streptophyta; Magnoliopsida; Solanales; Solanaceae
Exons: 7
Coding region: 142-2613 (823 amino acids)
Molecular function (GO): chromatin binding
Source: RefSeq, a predicted model, not a curated record
GCUUCUCCUUUUGCCUUCUCUCUCUCUCUACAACUAUGUGUUUCUCUCUCUAAAAAAAAACUUGCUCCGAUUUUUUGAUAGUUAAAUUGCCGAAUAAUUCCGCUAACAGGGACUCAAUUACCCGCCAAUAAGUAGAUUUAAAUGGCGGAGAUUGAAUCAGAUCGGGUAUUGGAAGGAUUGGGGAAGAGGAGGCUGGUAGCGGUGGAUGAUAGGAGGGUGACGAAGAAGGCAAGGGAGGUGGUGGAUGGGAAUGUGAGGGAAGUUGCUGAGAUGGUGCUUGUAUUAUCUGCUAUAGGGAAGAUGAGGGGAGGUAGAGGUCCAACUGUUGCAGAGAAGGAGAUGGUGGAGGAGGCUAGGGAGAGGUUAGCUGAGGUUUGUUUGAAGUUUGCGCCGAAGGAUGUGUUUCCGAGUGAUGGUUUUGGAAGUGUUAUUGAGGAUCUUGGGAUUAAUAAGCUGACGGAAGUGAGUGUAGGGCAUUGGCAGCCUCCCAAAAUGUCGAUUACUGAGAAACUGCUGGCCGUGAAAAGAAAGAUGGAAAAGGCGCAGGAAUUUUCUCUACCCUCUGCCAGCUAUCCAUCUCAACGGUCUCAAAUAGCAGUGGGUACAGCAACUGAAAGCCAUAAUGCAUCACAACCAAGUCAUGCAGUAAAUUCAUCAGGCAGCUUACAACCUGCUUCACCUAUGGAACGUGGGACUCCAAUAAGUUCUGCAUCUUUGCCUUAUCAGCUGCCCACCAGUGAGGUCAGGCCUUUAAUCACCGGUGGGGUGGUCUCUGGUAAUCUUGUAAGGGAUUCUUCUUCAGUAGCACCUCCCAGAGUUGGAAGACAUCAUUUCCAAAUGGAUGGACGGCAAAGUGGAUCUUCCCAUGCAUUGCAAGUUCAAGCAACUACUGGCAAUCACUCAACUGUCAGAACUCCAACUUGGUCGGUGCUACCUGCAUCAGUUUCAGCAGCUCGACUUGGGGCAGAUCACAAGGCGACACCACAUGCAACUAUUAAAAUUGAGGGAGGUGCUGAUGUCAGGUCAACAAUGGCACUACAAGUGACAACAUCUAAGCCAUUUAUUACUCAGAGCACAUCUGGAAAUUCAACAAGCACAUACCCUCAUUUACAAGGCACGAGCUUUAUUCAGGCUCCUCCUCCGAGCAGUACGCAUUCUGAAAUUGGCAAGCUUGUUUACAAAUUCUUACAGCCUCUGCUUCCUGAGCGGCCUGCAUGGACUCUGCCAUCCCGUGAUUACAUGAAUAAGGCUUUGGCUUGUCAAAUGUGCAAUUCAACAAUAAAUGAGGUUGACAACGUACUUGUGUGUGAUGCUUGUGAAAAAGGCUACCACUUAAAAUGUCUCCAAACAACAAGUCAAAAAAGUGUACCUAGAGGGGAAUGGCAUUGUGGAAAGUGCUUGUCAAUAACCAAUGGCAAGCCGCUGCCCCCUAAAUAUGGUCGUGUGAUGCGGAACAUCAAUUCCUCUAAAAUGCCUACAAUCGCAGCAAUAGUUCAAUCAUCUCCAGAUAGAAAAGCUUUUGGUCCGGAUGAGAAGGUUCGUCAGUUGAAGAUAAUGAGGAAUGGGAAUGUCGCAUUGCAGAAUUCCACUACCAAUGGCAUGGCAAAUAGUCUUAACCAACUACCAUCUGCGCCAAAGAUGCAAAAUGACCAAAGAAUGGGAGGAACUGAUAAUGUGUCCGGUAAAGGAAAUGUGGAGAGUAGAGUUGCUUCUGCAGUCUGUUCCAGUAAUUUGACUUUGGGAAUCUGUUCAAAUAAUUUGGCAGUGUCUUCCAAUGAUAACAGUUUCUCUCCUGCUAGCUCAAUGAUAUCUUUUGAACAGAAGGUGGUUGAAGUGAAAUCUCAGCCUCCUGCAAUACCUGAAACAGUUUCCAUCUCAUUUGAUCACUCACAAGCGUUGAAUCACCUGCAGGCCAAUGGCCAUGCACAGCUAGCUAAUAGUGUAGAGAUACCUUCCCAGCAGUUUCCUGGAAGUCUGUCCAUGGUCAGUGAUGCUAAGGAAUCUAGUGCUAGAGCAGGUUUAGCUAAUAGUUCAAGCGAUGAAUGUAAAAGAGAAAAUCAAGGUGUCGGACGGACAAAUCUUGUCGAAACUCCUAUUGCCAGAAAUGGGGAUGCUGAAUGUGUUAGCUCUACAUCAGAUCUCUUUCAUAGUGUUGAUUGGAUUGGCGAUGUGCUUCAAGUUGCAGAUGAGAAGCACUAUUACCAAUCUUGUCGCCACAAUGGGUUCAUAUACAAUGUUCAGGAAUAUGCUGUUAUCCGUUUUGAGGAUGAGAGAUUGAUUCCUUCAAAGCUUCUGGCUAUGUGGGAGGAUAUUAAAGCAGGGAAGAAAUGGGUUACUGUUAAUCGGUGUUACUUUCCAAGGGACUUGCCACAUGCUGUAGGCCACCCAUGUAGCUUGGAAAGCAAUGAGGUCUAUUUGUCUAAUUGUAGUACCACGGUAAUGGCUGGCCAGAUACAAGGUCCAUGUGAAGUACUUCCUCUGAGCAAGUUUAAUGAAGAAAGAGAGAGGAUAUCUCGCCUAGAAACAGGGCCUAAUGGUGGAUUACAGCCUCUCUACCUAUGCAAAUGGAUUUAUGAUGAAUCGAAAGGGCUAUUCCGUGAUGUCUCAUGUUGAUCAAGAGUCAGAUUCUAUCUUCUCUGUGCUGCCAUUGUUCGAAUUCAGGCAAACCUUGGUAUUUAAGUGGAGAAAGGCAGAAUGGCUGGCUCGUUAUCCAUCCAAUUUCGAGCAGGCGACAAAAUCCUAGUAUUAAAGUGGAAAGGUAGAGUAGCGGGCUCAUUGCCAUCGAGUUUUGAGCCAGUGACAAAUCCUGGUAUAAAAGUAGAAGGGUAGAGUAGUGGGCUCAUUGUCCAUUGAGUUUCGAAUUGUGCGCGCUGAUUGGUCCUCGAGAUUUUUGACUAAGCUGCUUCAUUCUUUUUUGUUUUGUAUUUGUUUGUGCUAAAGUUUGAACAUGAUGUUAUUCUUGAAGCUAUGGGCCUAUAUGUCUGCUACUUAAUUUGUAGUUUGAUUGAAAAUUCCCAGAAAUUGAUGUUUCUUUUGCUA